AUGUACUUAUUAUUGGGUAUUUUGAAAGUUGUCUUGGACAUAGGCCUCUUCCAACUUAACAAAUUUAGAAACAAACAAACAUAUUCAGGGUUACCUACUAUUGGGAUUAAUGAUCAUGAUGAAAAAUCUUCACAAAGGGUGCCUAGCCCAUAUUUGAUUUUGUUAUUAGUCUUCUACCUUUUGGUAGCUUUUCUAACUAAAGUAAUAGAAGGUGAUCUUCCAAAUGUUAUUCAAGAAAAAGAUAUUGCAGCAGAUAAUUCAAACACAUUUAGUGAACAAAAUGCUAGAAUGUAUCUUCAUAACAUACUAGGGGAUAAACCAAGAGUAGCUGGAACAGCAUACCAUUUAGAAAAAACAAAGGAUAUAAAGGAUUUAGUGGAUAAAAUUGCAAGUUCUGCAAACUUGCCAGUUAAAACUGACUGGCAAUUUGUUGAUGGUGACUACUGGUUAGCAUUUACAACGCCACACGUUAAUGCCUACCAAAACUUGUCGAACAUAAUCGCAGUGCUAGAGGGGGAUAGUGGGUUCAAUCCCGACGGUACAACUAACACCUCUCUAUUGGUCAACUGUCAUUAUGAUUCCGUGCCUUUUGCAAUUGGUGCUUCAGAUAAUGGUGUGUUCUGUUCUGCAAUGGCAGAAAUACUAGCAAAGUUAUCUCGUAGGAAGAAAAAAUUUAAACAUAACGUCAUUUUUAUAUUCAAUGGCGCAGAAGAAAGUGCAUUAUUGGCAAGCCACGGUUUUCUUAAACAUCAAUGGGCUAAAGGUGUGACGAAUGUUAUCAAUUUGGACUCAGCCGGAAUGAAUGGGAAACCCAGUGUUUUUCAAGUAACAGAUCCAAGAGUUUUAGAAGUUUAUAGAAAAACUACUGGAAAACCUAACGCUCAAGGCUUAGGUGAAGUGCUAUUUGCAUCUGGUAUAAUACCGUCUGAUACUGAUUUUAGGAUAUUUAGAGAUUUUGGUAAUAUACAAGGUAUAGAUAUAGCAUUUGUUAAAGGCGGCAACGUUUAUCACACUCGGAAUGAUAGACCGGAAUUAAUAGAAAGUGGCGUCAUUCAAAACGCGGGAAAUAUGCUUUUGAAUGUCAUUAAAGAGGCGGCCGAUAGUGAAGAGUUGAAAAUUAAAGAAACAAAAUCGACAGUAGUAUACUACGAUUAUAUAGGAUUGUUUCUAUUCACAUAUUCACAUAAAACCGCUUUGUUUAUAGACUCUGUGGUGGCUGUUUUGGGUUUUGCAAGUGUUUUUUAUUAUUUGUCGCUGUUUGGAUUAAGAAAAUCUACUGUUCGUGAACUUUUAUGGUCGGUUUUGGGAAGAAUUUAUUGUUUGAUAAGUGGAAUUCUAAUUGUGGGUGGUUUCACUGUUGUUAUGAUAUACACAACUACUCAAAUGAGAUAUUUAUCUGAAAAUUGGAUGGUAAUACCUUUGUAUUGGAUACCAUUUUUCAUUGGAAGUUUGCUCGCAUCGUACUCUUUUGAUUCGUGGAGGAACAAUAAAAUUACUGUCAAUAGAUCAAUCCGAUGUGUACAAACAAGCUCUGCAACGCGACUUCUCUUGUCUAUAUCCCUCUUUAUUCUCUGCUUCUUUCCUUCUCUAUCCAACGUUCGGUACAUUAUCACCGUUCUUCUAACAAUUAUGAUUGUCAGUAGUUUCGUUAAUAUGACUUUAGUGCGCUAUGGAAGAAUUAAAGGCUGGCGACAUUUAAUCCUGGAAGUAUUACUAACAUUACCAGCAACAAUGUUCUGUUUUUCUCUCGCGUUUCGUUUUACAUUGCUGUUAAUACCGAUUAUGGGUCGGUCUGGGAACGAUUAUCCUGAUAUUGUGAUAGCCAUUGUCAGUGUGGGCUUAGCGGCUAUCGUUGGUUUAACUAUGUCGGGAAUCGAAUUGCUAUUCAGUCGGAAACAUGCGUGGGCGGUUAUUUCUAUUGCAUCGUUGAUAUGUAUAGUUAUAAUGUUUAUUCCAAUGAGUCCGUACCGUGGUGAAAAUACAACUCAAAGGCAUUAUUGGUUUCAUACACAAAUAACUACGUACAACAAAAACUUUACACAAAUGGAACAAAUCUCAGGAGUUGUUAUAACUAAAGUGGACUUAUAUUCUGUUCAAUAUGCUUUAGAGGCUAUAAAGAACAGUCCCUUUUACGUCAAAAAUGACAUUGACGGUCGAUCGAACAGGAAUGACAGUUCCAUGACAGCUUUCAAAAUAACUGACAGUGACAUAAAGCCUAUUACAGACGACGAUUGUGAAGAGUUUCUUUAUUGUAAAAUGCCACUGUACAGGCCGCGGUUCGACAAAUUUAUAAAAGGCAGUUUGUUUGUCAAAAUGGCUCCGCCCGCUGAAUUUAAACAUUCAUUAAGUUUGGAUAACAGAUCAUGUGUAGAAGAUACUUGCGUGAUGAAUUUUAUUUUGAAUGGUUCAACUCAAAAUUCAAUAACAAUUUGGCCUCGUUUGAACGUAACAUUGGAAAAAUGGUCCUUCGAGUCCCCUUUAAAGGAAACAAUGGUACAAAACGGUAGAAAAGUGUAUGUCAUCAUACAAACAAUGGCGACUUAUCAAAAGGAAUUUCGGCCUUUGGAAUUCCAAUUAGUAUUUCAUGUACCAAAGGAACUUCAAUCCCAAAUUAUAGCAGACAUUUCCCACCACGCCCACAAAAUUUAUAAUCCCGAGGACUUCACAGAUGAAUAUAAGAAGCUAAUUCAAGCGAUGCCGGAAUAUUUCAAUGUAGCUACGUUUUUAACAUUCACCAAUAAUUACAAAUUU
This is a messenger RNA of Brenthis ino (lesser marbled fritillary), 2751 nucleotides long. The record is from the annotation of a GenBank genome assembly. Lineage: Eukaryota; Metazoa; Arthropoda; Insecta; Lepidoptera; Nymphalidae.